UCUUGUAUGUUCGCUCCUCCAUCUUCUAAACCUAAAAAACAAACAGCCGACUGAGAGAUCUUCUUUCAUUCAUUCUACGAUUCAGCAGGGAGGGAGGGAGGGAGGGAAGGUAAGGUUCAAUCAGCCAGCAAGCAAGCAAGCAAGCAGUACAAGAAAGCUCUUCUAAGCAAUUAUGCAACAGGCUGGCGGUGGCUCUGAAACUGAAGUGACAUGGGAGGAUCAGCAGAACAUCAACAAAUUUGGGAGAUUGAACAACCGACUUCACGAACUCGAAGAUGAAAUAAAGAUUGCCAAGGAAGCGAAUGAGAACUUUGAGGACGCAAGCAAUGAAUUGAUUCUAACAGAUGAAGAGGUGAUGAGGUUCCAAAUAGGUGAGGUUUUUUGUCACGUAGCCAAAGAUGAAGUCGAGAUGAGGAUCGAAAAAAUGCAAGAAACAACGGCCAAACAUUUGGAGAAACUCACGGAUGAGAAGGAGUCGGUACUUGUGGAAAUGGCAGAAUUGAAGAAGAUUUUGUAUGGUAAGUUCAAGGACUCCAUCAAUCUGGAGGAAGACUAGUAAAAUCUUAAUUCUAUUCCACCUGCUCUUGCCAGAUUCAGACUUUAUUUAUGUUUUGCUUAUGGAGAAUAAUUUUCUGUUUGUUACUUCAUUAAAUUACUUGCAUGCUUUGGUGAACCCUGUGUGAGCUACUCCAAUCAACCCUUAACUGAAGCCCGUUUAGUGUCGAGUUUCUUACACCAAGCUUGAUUAGGCUUGUGAGUCUAAACAACAUACUGUAGUUGUAGUUUUUGUGAUGAAUGAAGAUGUGAAUUUUGUUGGUCGAAAA
Messenger RNA from Helianthus annuus (common sunflower), 824 nucleotides. RefSeq names its product probable prefoldin subunit 4. The coding region runs from base 173 to 556 and encodes 127 amino acids. The record is from RefSeq and is a predicted model, not a curated record. Gene Ontology annotation, biological process: protein folding. NCBI's taxonomy places the organism in Eukaryota, Viridiplantae, Streptophyta, Magnoliopsida, Asterales, Asteraceae. Gene Ontology annotation, cellular component: cytoplasm; prefoldin complex. The transcript is spliced from 4 exons.